Messenger RNA from Cyprinodon tularosa, 4373 nucleotides. RefSeq names its product tudor domain containing 9 (gene tdrd9). Gene Ontology annotation, molecular function: ATP binding; RNA binding. The transcript is spliced from 35 exons. Gene Ontology annotation, cellular component: intracellular anatomical structure. The record is from RefSeq and is a predicted model, not a curated record. Lineage: Eukaryota; Metazoa; Chordata; Actinopteri; Cyprinodontiformes; Cyprinodontidae. Bases 184 to 4176 code for a protein of 1330 amino acids.
UGUGAGAACAAAAAAUACCUAAUAUCUUUAACAGAAAUAACCCCUCACAGCUCUGUUUUUGCUGGAAACUUUCAACUGUUCUAUGCUUGGAGGGUCGGUUGCCUAGCAACUUCAAUUUUGCGACCAGUUCCCACUGCGUGCCUUUAUUGGUUCAGGGCAAGUGGUGUAAAGGUGACCUUCGCCAUGAAGCACUCUAUAACAGGUGAACAAAUAUCCAAGUGGUUCACAUCAGGGAACGCAUUUACCUCACCGAAUCGGAAAUAUGAGAGCAAAACCGAAUGUGCUUCACCGACAGAGAGCAGCCCAGCAACACCCAAAGAUUCCAGCCAGAAAGUUGAUGCUGGAAGGAUCCAAAAACCACAACCUUCAGAAGGUCCUGCUCCACUUUCUCCUUCCCCCAGUGUUGAAUCCCCAGGCUUGCCCAUUACCAAAAAAAAGAGCGAACUGAUUUCCUUCAUAGAAAACAACUCUGUUGUGAUCAUCCGAGGAGCCACAGGCAGUGGGAAGACCACUCAGCUUCCUCAGUUCAUUUUGGACCACUACAAUGAGAAAAAUGUGACAUGUAACAUUGUGGUUACUCAGCCACGCAAGAUUGGAGCUACCAGUAUUGCUCGUUGGGUUGCUGCACAGAGGAAGUGCACCCUGGGUAGUCAGGUGGGAUAUCAGAUUGGACUGGAGAAAAUGACUACUGAACACACUCGGCUAAUUUACAUGACCACAGGGGUUCUGCUGCAAAAGCUGGUGCAAGCCAAGUCUCUCACAGGGUACUCUCACAUUUUUGUAGAUGAGGUUCAUGAGCGCACUGAGGAGAUGGACUUUCUCUUGUUGGUGUUGAGAAAACUCCUUCAUUCCAACUCUCGUCAUGUUAAGAUAAUCCUUAUGUCAGCCACCAUCAACUGCGAUGAGUUUGCUAGAUACUUUGCCACGCUGAUACGGGGCAAGAUGAGCCCUGCUUACGUGUUUGAAGUAGAGGGAACUCCGUACGCCACAGAAGAGUUUUACAUCGAAGACAUUCAAAAGCUUCACCCUCACGGGUUCGAGCUGCCUAAUCCUGAUGACCCGCAUAUCCCUCUCAAGAUGUACGAUCUUGCCAUCAAUCUAAUCCACAGCUUUGAUGAGAUGGAGGGGAAAGAUUUCAGCAAAGCUGAGGCAGAUGGUCGGAUGACUUUGUCAGAGAGAGGAAGUGUUCUGGUUUUCCUUCCUGGUUUACAAGAGAUUCGCUGCAUGCAGGAGGCAUUGUCCAAGCUCGUUCACCAAAGAUUGCAGGUUUAUCCUCUUCAUUCAAGUGUGACCCUGGAAGAGCAGAAUGGCGUGUUUAUUUCUCCUGUCCCUGGAUACAGGAAGGUGAUCCUCUCAACCAACAUUUCUGAGAGUUCAGUGACUGUGCCGGACGUCAAAUACGUUAUUGACUUCUGCUUAGCACGUCAGCUGGUGUAUGACAAGGAAACUAAUUAUCAGUGUCUGCGUCUGACCUGGGCAUCCAAAAGCAACUGCAAUCAGCGCAAAGGUAGGGCCGGCCGUGUGUCAAAAGGUUACUGCUACCGUCUUGUGACCAAACAUUUUUGGAGAAAUGAAAUCCCAGAAUAUAUGACUCCUGGGAUGCAGCUUGCUCCUCUGUCAAACAUCCUGUUAAAAGUCAAGCUGCUGGACAUGGGAGACCCUCUCACCCUUCUCUCUAAAGCGCUCUCACCGCCCAACCUCUCUGAUAUUGUCAGGACAGUGCUCCAACUCAUAGAGAUGGGUGCACUGUCUGCAAAAGCGGAUGGAGGAAGUCAGAGCCAGGAUGGUGAGCUGACAUUUCUUGGCCGAGUGAUUGCCAGCCUUCCUGUGGACCUUUACCUAGGAAAGAUGAUUGUCCUGGGUCAUGUCUUUGGCUGUCUGGAUGAAUGUCUCAUCAUAGCUGCGUCACACUCUCUGAGAACCUUCUUUGCCAUCCCAGCCAUGCAGCAGCUUGCCGGUCACAGGAGUAAGCUGGCAUUUGCCCAUGGUACACCAAGUGACUCUAUAGCCAUCCUUAAUGCCUUCAGGGCCUGGUACUCUGCUAAAAAGAAUGGACAACUGAGGCAUCCUAAGGACGAGCUGAGCUGGGGAAGAGAGAACUUCAUCCAGAUCAAAAGGAUCAGAGAGGCUGCAGAGUUGUAUGAGGACCUGAAGAAGCGUGUUGCAUUGUUUAACAUGCAUGUCCCGGAGGACCCACAGUCGCUUGACAACACCAGCACCCACCGGCAGAAGUUCAUCCUUCAGGUUGUCGUCGCAGGAGCCUUCUACCCAAACUACUUCUUCCAGCAGGAAACGGAUGAACGGCUGGCCUGCAAAGAGCUCAAUGGCCUGAACCCCAGAACAACAGUGAUGGUCAGGAACCUCCCUCCAUACAGUUUCCUCUACUACAAACAGCUUCAGUCUUUGUUCCGACUUUGUGGGCAGGUGAAAACUGUCACCUUCGAUUGUUCCAGAGCUUAUGUUGAGUUUCAAAGGACUUCCAAGGAUUCCGGGGUGUUGCCUGAGGUGUUGCUCUCCCUCCUGAUGGCCCAAAAGAGCUUCCCACUGGAUAUGUCAGUCUACUCCUCUGAUCAGAUUGAAAUGUGUGCGGGGAGAAGAUCAGUGACUCACUUGAGAUAUUCACGACUGAAGGCAGAUAUCCAAAGACAGUCCCUCUCCCUGAUGGAUUCGGUCAGCACCAAAUUUAACCCUGGCAAGCUGCCUCCCAGUCGCCUGUUUGUUGUGAACAUCACCAAGGUGAUGGAUGUGGGUCAUUUCUGGGGUUUCCCAGGAGAUGAAGCAAGCUUGGAAAAGCAGCGCUGCCUGACGUCCGAGAUAAACAAGUGUACUAUGUCUCCCAUGACUGUGUCACUUUACCCCAACCUGGUGUGUUUGGCCCCAUUCUCGGAAAGCAAUGAGGAGAGUUUGUACUACCGAGCCAAGAUCCUGCACAUAAGUGGCAACAAUGUGGAGGUGUUCUUUUUGGACUUUGGAAACACUGCAGUUGUUUCCAGCAGCAGCCUCAGGGAGCUGCCAUCUGACCUGCUGUCUGAGCCUUAUCAGGCCUGGGAAUUCCAAGUUGUUGGAAUGCGUCCUUCAGCCCAGUCCAUCAUACUGGGAAACCAGUGGAGCAGCCGUGCCAGAGACUGCUUCAUCACAAUGGUGAAGAACCAGUCAGUAAUUGUGUCCCUCUACUCGAUCCUGUACGGCGUCAUGCGUGUUGAGCUCCUCAUCAACAAGGAUUCGAAAAGUACCAGUGUAGUGGACAUACUGGUGGAGGAGGGCUAUGCUGUGAAAGCAGAGGAGAGCUUUGAUUCUCAGCAAAGCCAUGAAGAUCUGAGGUGGGUGUACAAUGAAAUGGAGAAGGGAACAUACGUCCCCACUGCUGUCAGCAGUUCCAUGAGUGAACAAAAAGAACAAGAUGAGGAGAUGAUCCACAGUCUGCUGACUCAGCUGUCCAGUGGCCACAAGUCCUAUUGCAAGAAAAACGUUAAUCUGUUGGGACCUUGGAGUCCUUACCAGACCAAGUUCCACAGCUUGAGCAGGAAAACGUACUACAGGACCGUAAGUAUUGACAGGAGCAGCAUCAACCACUUCACCCUAAAUGAAAACCCACACUUCAAACAUCACAGGAUGCUGGUGGCGGCGAAGGUGGCCGUCAAUCCUUCAGCUACACAGAUCCUGCUGAACGAUACCUCCCUGCUGCCUGACAUCCCAGGACUGCCUAGCUUGGUGAUGAUGCUCUUCACGCCAGUCUUGGAGCUGCGCACAAACGAAGAACAGAGCUACUACACCGGAGCGCUCUGCGGCUUGGGCUUCGAAGAAGUAGCACAGAAGCCCAUCCUGCCUGAGAAUGACAUUGAACUGGCCUUUGAUGUCAAGUUGGAUAACAAAGACGUCGUCGAGAUUAACACUCUGCGGUCGGCCAUCAACAGCCUGCUGUGCAACGGGCCCAGCAGCACUCUGCAUCUGAGCCAGAAAAGGAUCCGUCAGCUUCAACAGGACUGCGGAGACCGCCUCACCAGACUGUUCAUCAGGACUCCUCCAAGACCAGCUGUCACUCCGGCGUACCUUGAGAACCAAUGGAAGUGGAACCAGGUUGAUCCUUCUCACAGAAUGGUCCUUGCAGAGCAAGGAGGUGGAAACGCUCAGGGUGGUCUCUUCCAGCUCCAUUCUCCCAUUGUGCUCAACAGAUAAAUAAAAGCUCCGUAUGAGAAUGACAGGAGUGAUAUUAGAACUUUUUUCUUUAGAUGGUUUUAAUGUUUAAAUAAGACAAACUGUGUUCCGAAAUAUUUUAUGUUAUCAAAGCAGAAGUUUCCUGUUUAUCCAAAAGGGCUGUUUUAUGUUCAUGUAGAGUUGUAAUUAUUUACCUACAGGCCAUUAAAAGUAGUUAU